Messenger RNA from Saprolegnia parasitica CBS 223.65, 1468 nucleotides. RefSeq lists its product as hypothetical. Gene Ontology annotation, molecular function: protein binding. The coding region runs from base 1 to 1344 and encodes 447 amino acids. NCBI's taxonomy places the organism in Eukaryota, Oomycota, Saprolegniomycetes, Saprolegniales, Saprolegniaceae. The record is from RefSeq and is a predicted model, not a curated record. The transcript has 5 exons.
AUGCCGGUUUGUCGCCGGACACCACCGGCGAAGCGCGCCGAGAACGACCAUUUGAUCAAGAACUCGUUCAACGUCACGUCCCAGGGCGGCGAAGACGGCGUGCUCGAGCGCGUCUUUUCACGCCUCGAUGCGCACGAAGGCCGGUCGUCGGGUGCGGGGCGGUGGUGCGUCGAGUUUGGCGCGUGGGACGGGAAGCACCUCUCCAACACGUGGAAGCUUCUGCACGAAGAGGGCUGGCGCGGUGUGCUCAUCGAAGCCGACACGGACCGCUUUCUGGAAAUGCAAGCCAUGUACGCGCCGUUUCCGGGCGUUGCGUGCGUCAACCAGUUUGUCACGUUCGAAGGACCCGACUCGCUCGAGGCCAUUUUGGCCCGCCACGAGGUGCCACGCGACGUGGAUCUGGUGUCGAUCGACAUUGAUGGCGCGGAUUACCACAUCUGGGACAGCCUUCGCACGUACGCGCCCAAGGUCGUCGUGAUCGAGUUUAACCCGACGAUUCCGAACAACGUGGUCUUUAUCCAAGACAAGGACAUGUCCGUCUACCAAGGCUCGUCCCUCGCGGCGCUCAUCGAGCUCGGCAAGACCAAAGGCUAUGAGCUCGUGAGCACGACGACGUUCAACGGCGUUUUUGUCCAGCGUGAACUCUACGACCUCUUUGGGAUUGCCGACAAUGCGAUCGACAAGAUGCACGAUGUGUCCAUGGGCACCGAGUUCUUCCAGCUCUACGACGGCACGCUCAAGAUCACUGGUGUCAAGAAGCUCCUUUGGAAGAAGCAGCCCAUUCUCGAGAAGGAUCUCCAGGUACUGCCACCGUCCGAGCGGCGGUUCCCGCUGUCGCCACCGUCCGCGACGCUCGAAGCUGCGAUUGCUGCCGCCGACGCGCACUUUGCUACCGAGGCGACGCCCGCGGCCUACUUUCUCGACUUGGCGCAGCAGUGGAGCCUCCACAUCACGUACCCGCAUCCCGAUUUACAACGUUUGGCGGGGUUCGCCCUCGCACGUGCGGCCGACGAAGGUGCGAUGGCGGCUGCUGUCUUUGAGAUCUACCUCGACCACGCUCGGGCGCUCUUUACGAAGAACGAACCCAGCAGCGCGAUUCCGUGGCUCGAAGAAGCCUUGUACUUGCGCGCGUCGCUUGCCGUUCAGAGGGCGCCGGUGAUGGCGUUGCUCGGCGAGGCCUACAUCCGGUGCCACGAGUACGCCAAGGCCGAGCUGUGGCUCCAGACGGCCCACGCCCUCGACCCGGCGGCGAAAACGACCCUCAAGUCACUCGCAAAACUCUACACAAAGCAAGGCGACGCCGCGCGCACCGAGGCGGUCGUGCGCCAGCUCAAGGCGCUCUAACUCGACAUGUACAUUUGCGUCAGCAUGAUCGAGAGCGUCACGUAGGCCUCAAUCUUCUCCUUCACCAUGAGCAUAAAGGCCGCCGAGAGCGCGCCCUACAAUCAAAAGUGAGCAACGAGCGUCG